AUGGCGAAAACGAGACCAGGCAAAAAGGAUUUAGACUCAUAUACAAUCAGAGGCACAAACAAGAUCGUAAGAGGCGGAGAAUGUGUUCUGAUGCGACCUACGGACACAUCAAAACCCCCGUACGUAGCUCACGUGGAGAAGAUCGAACAAGACAACAGAAACAAUGUGAGAGUGCGCGUGAGGUGGUAUUACAGACCUGAGGAAUCAAUUGGGGGUCGCAGACAGUUUCAUGGUGCUAAAGAGCUUUUUCUCUCUGACCAUUAUGAUGUUCAGAGUGCUCACACUAUUGAAGGGAAAUGUGUUGUUCAUUCUUUUAAGAAUUAUACUAAGCUUGACAAUGUAGGUUCUGAGGAUUAUUAUUGUAGAUUUGAGUAUAAGGCUGCUACCGGUGCUUUCACUCCUGACCGGGUCGCCGUGUAUUGCAAAUGUGAAAUGCCGUAUAACCCGGAUGACCUCAUGGUACAAUGCGAGGGCUGCAAGGAUUGGUACCAUCCUGCUUGCGUGGGCGUGACUAUUGAAGAAGCAAAGAAAUUGGACCAUUUUGUUUGUGCUGAAUGUUCAUCUGAUGACGACAUAAAGAAACCCCAAACUACAUUUUCUUCAUCUCCUGGAUCUGAUAGCAAGGUGGAGCCUAAGCGGCGGAAGAGAGGACCAUAA
Messenger RNA from Vicia faba (fava bean), 657 nucleotides. The record is from the annotation of a GenBank genome assembly. Lineage: Eukaryota; Viridiplantae; Streptophyta; Magnoliopsida; Fabales; Fabaceae.